UACAGCUGUCUGGUGGCGGAGUUCCACAUGCGGCGCGCCAUCGGCUUCCACUUCGUCCAGAGCUACCUGCCCACCACGCUGAUCGUGGUCAUCUCGUGGGUGUCCUUCUGGAUGGACGUGGACUCCGUGCCGGGGAGGACCACGCUCGGCGUCACCACGCUGCUCACCGUCUCCUCCAAGUCGUCGGGUAUCCAAGCCGGGCUACCGCAGGUGUCCUACGUGAAAGCCAUUGACGUGUGGAUGGGUGCUUGUACAGCCUUCGUCUUCUGCGCGCUUCUGGAGUUCACCUUCGUCAACUACCUGUGGCGGCGGCGGCCACACGCCGACCUCCGCGGAGGCCCCAACGGCAAGUGCCUGCCCACCCAGUGCCCGCAGAUCACGGCCCUCGCCACCACGCCCGCGGAACCCAAGUCGGUGAUCGCGAGUCUCACCGGGCCGACGGCCACGACGCCCCCGCCCGCCACGCCCGCUGACGGGAAGAGCGCUGGCAGCCCCAGCUUCGAGGACCCGACCCAGUUCGCUCGCACCUUCAAGCAGAGCAACAAGGUCAGGGCGAGACAGAUCGACGAGUACUGCCGUGGCAUCUUCCCUCUUCUCUUCAGCUUCUUCAAUAUCUUCUACUGGUGCUACUACUUACUCUAGAACUGCUGUCUCAUGCCGCAGCCUGCCGUCGCCUGCUGGUUGCCUGCUCUUUGCCCCCGCUGUGCACGAAGGACUCAACCACCCUGCGUCAAGGAGUUUAUCGCAUAUUCGCGCUUCGUUGAAUACAGCAUUCAAUGCAUAUCUUCCUUUUGUGCUGCAGUGUUCCGAGGACUCGCCCUGCAGCGCCCUUCAUAGGAGCGGAACUCACACAGGAUACUUCAUUCCUCUGAGCCACGCCCUAGAGACGUUUCUUUUCCGUGCAGGAUCGGUCGGCAGAACGGCCUGCCCCGAAGUCAAAGGCCUGUGCUGAAAGCCUUGUUGCAGGAGGAAAGGCUUGUCUAUUUCCAGCAUCAGUUAAAACAAUGUCGAUAAGUUGAAAGCAAACCCAAAGAUGAAUAAUAUAUCUGAAUUAAAGCUUUGAUGUAGUUAAUAAGAAAACAAACAUAUGGCAUUUUCCUACUUUAGUCUACAAGCACAUUGUGCAGUAAUUGUUUUGCCUUCCUUUCUCUCCAACACUUGACGCUUGUCUAUUUUCCUUUUCUGAUUCUAUUUGUUCAUGUAUAGACUCUAAAGACGUAGACAAAGUGCUGUAUUGCUUUCCUAACAUACCAUAAACUUGCAAAAA
Penaeus monodon (black tiger shrimp) is the source of this 1267-nucleotide messenger RNA. RefSeq names its product glycine receptor subunit beta-type 4-like. Gene Ontology annotation, cellular component: synapse; membrane; neuron projection. The transcript is spliced from 4 exons. The record is from RefSeq and is a predicted model, not a curated record. Lineage: Eukaryota; Metazoa; Arthropoda; Malacostraca; Decapoda; Penaeidae. Gene Ontology annotation, molecular function: neurotransmitter receptor activity; transmembrane signaling receptor activity; chloride channel activity. Gene Ontology annotation, biological process: signal transduction; chemical synaptic transmission; chloride transmembrane transport. The coding region runs from base 28 to 642 and encodes 204 amino acids.